This is a messenger RNA of Neltuma alba, 1257 nucleotides long. RefSeq names its product WD repeat-containing protein 26 homolog. Lineage: Eukaryota; Viridiplantae; Streptophyta; Magnoliopsida; Fabales; Fabaceae. The record is from RefSeq and is a predicted model, not a curated record. Gene Ontology annotation, molecular function: protein binding.
AAAAGAGAUUGGCAAAGGCGCAAGGGGGUGAUCGUCAUUUCGCGAGCGUAGUAGAAAGAAAGAAGCAGCUAAAGGGAAGGACAGGACAACAGAGAAAGAAAAAAGAAAAUCAAAAUUGAGAAUUCCUGUGGGAUUAUUAUUUAUGUAAUUCUCAUUCCUUCCUUCCUCCUCCCUCUGCAUAUAUAAAUACCCCGUUCAUCAUCUGAAACCUUAGGGACAAGUUUUAGUUUGGGUGGGAUUUUCGGCGUCUAUUAUCUCUGGUAACUGAAGCCAAGAACCGUCCAAGAACAAGUCGUCGGCGCGGUUGAAGUCACGAUCGCGCCUCCGGCCUACUGCGGAUCGUUCCCCUGCUGUUUGGGGAUUUCUUUCUUUUGCGAUUCUUCUGAGGUUUUUCCUGAGUUAAGUUAUACUCUUGUAUUGUUUUUCAAAGCUGAAAAUAUAUAUGGGCUGAGGUGCACAUUUCAUGGGAGGUGUGGAGGAUGAAGAACCAGCCUUAAAACGAAUGAAAUUAUCCUCUAAGGGAUCAGUAGCCCUCUCAAACGGUUCAUCUUCUGUUGAGCCCAUUGGUGGCUCUAGUGAUUUGAUGGCUCGGCCCCUACAAUCAGAAGGGGACGAAGAUGUAGUUGGUUCAAAAGGAGUUAUUAAAAGAGAGGAAUUUGUCCGGAUCAUUGCAAAGGCUUUAUACUCCCUUGGCUAUAAAAAGAGUGGAGCACAUUUAGAGGAGGAGUCUGGAAUACCUUUACAUUCAUCUGUGGUAAAUCUGUUUAUCCAGCAAAUAGUUGAUGGUCAUUGGGAUGAAAGUGUCGUGACAUUGCAUAAUAUUGGUCUAGCAGAUGAAAACACUGUCAGGUCAGCCUCCUUUCUAAUUCUGGAACAGAAAUUUUUUGAGCUUUUGGAUGGGAAAAGAUCAUGGAUGCAUUGAAGACCUUGAGGACUGAGAUUGCACCACUUCGUAUCAAUAGUAGUAGACUUCGUGAUCUUUCUUCUUGCAUUGUGUCUCCAUCUCCUUGUGGCAAAAAUGGUUCCACUAAGCAAGGUAUUGUGAAGGCGAGGUCUCGUUCAAAAUUGCUGGAGGAAUUGCAGAAACUGCUCCCUCCAACAGUAUUGAUUCCUGAGAGGAGGUUGGAACAUCUAGUUGAACAAGCCCUUAUCUUGCAAAGAGAGGCUUGCUUGUUUCACAACUCAUUGGAUAAGGAGAUGUCAUUAUACUCUGAUCAUCAGUGUGGGAAAGAUCAGAUACCGUCUAGAACAUUACAG